AUGAACGCACCCCGUUUCCUCCUGAUCAGCCUUGGGAAUCCAGAGCCAUACUACAACACCCUUCACUCUGCCGGCCACCAUGCCCUCAACUCUCUACAGAAACUCUUAGGGCCCUCACAGCCCGCCUUCCACAGAGGCCGGUACGGGGGCAGUUCGUGCAUGGCUUCCUUUGGUCCCAAAUACGCAAUGAUCCAGAGCCCCGCCAUCAUGAACGUAACCGGUAAAUGGUUAGCAAAAGCGUGGAAGGAGACACUCGGCACCCGGAAUCCAGCAGACCUCAGUCUCAUUCUCGUUCACGACGAUUUGGAAGAGGAGUUGGGUUUCGUCAAGACCAGAAAGUGGAAGAGCAGUCACAGAGGUCACAACGGCAUCAAGAGCGUCAACGCCUGUCUUCGCGAGGCGGAUUACCCAGACUCAAAGUGGGCGAGGAUAUCAGUCGGUAUUGGGCGGCCCGAGGGGCGAGACAAGUCUACGGUGUCUAAUUACGUCUUGAAGCGUAUGACAAAGGACCAAUGGUCUGUCCUCGAAACCGAUGCCGGACCUGGUGUGCUUGAGUGCCUUCUUGCACUGGAGGAGAAGCUUGAGGCUGCAUCUGGGAAGUGA
Messenger RNA from Colletotrichum orchidophilum, 603 nucleotides. Its product is annotated as peptidyl-tRNA hydrolase. The coding region runs from base 1 to 603 and encodes 200 amino acids. The transcript has a single exon. The record is from RefSeq and is a predicted model, not a curated record. Gene Ontology annotation, molecular function: peptidyl-tRNA hydrolase activity. NCBI's taxonomy places the organism in Eukaryota, Fungi, Ascomycota, Sordariomycetes, Glomerellales, Glomerellaceae.